This is a messenger RNA of Cervus elaphus (red deer), 918 nucleotides long. RefSeq names its product olfactory receptor 4A15-like. Gene Ontology annotation, molecular function: olfactory receptor activity; G protein-coupled receptor activity. Bases 1 to 918 code for a protein of 305 amino acids. Gene Ontology annotation, cellular component: membrane. The record is from RefSeq and is a predicted model, not a curated record. Gene Ontology annotation, biological process: G protein-coupled receptor signaling pathway. Lineage: Eukaryota; Metazoa; Chordata; Mammalia; Artiodactyla; Cervidae. The transcript has a single exon.
AUGGAACAAAAGAACAAUGUAACUGAGUUCAUCCUCUUGGGGCUCACUCAGAGCGUUCAGGGUCAGAAAAUAUUAUUUGUCUUGUUCUUGCUCAUCUACAUUGUGACCGUAGUGGGCAACCUACUCAUUAUUGUGACUGUGAUGGUCAGCCCAACCCUGGAUGCCCCUAUGUACUUCUUUCUUGGCUACCUAUCAUUUAUAGAUGCUGUUUAUUCUACUACAGUCACCCCAGAUAUGAUUAAGGACUUACUGUCUAAAAAGAAAACUAUUUCCUUCCAAGCUUGCAUGACCCAGCUUUUUAUAUGGCACUUUUUUGGUGGUGCCGAUAUAUGCCUUCUGGCGGUCAUGGCCUAUGAUCGUUACGUGGCCAUCUGCAAGCCCUUGCAUUAUUUGACAAUCAUGAAUCAGCGAGUGUGUGUUCUGCUGCUUCUGUUGGCCUGGGUUGGUGGCUUUUUACACGGUAUAUUUCAUCCUCUCUUUGUUUACAACCUUCCCUUCUGUGGCCCCAAUGUCAUUGACCAUUUCAUCUGCGACGUGUACCCGCUGUUAAAACUUGCCUGCACUGACACUCACAUCAUUGCCCUCACAGUGUUGGCCAAUGAUGGCGCAAUAUCUGUGAUCAUCUUCACACUCUUACUCAUCUCCUAUGGGAUCAUUCUGCACUCUCUGAAGAACGUUAGUCAGGAAGGGAGACGCAAAGCAUUAUCCACCUGUGGCUCCCACAUCACUGUGGUGCUCCUCUUCUUUGUGCCCUGUAUUUUUCUUUAUGUGAGACCUCCUUCCACCUUACCCAUUGAUAAAUCCUUGACUGUGUUUUACACUAUUAUCACCCCUAUGUUGAACCCUCUAAUUUAUACUCUGAGAAAUAGUGAGAUGAAAAAUGCAAUCAAAAAGCUCUGGACCAAAGAAAGAAAAUGA